GGGCAUGCGUAGAGAGACUCGGAGGCGGGCUGGGGCCCUUGGAAGGUUCUUAAACUUUGAUUGCUUUAGCUUUAAGUUUUCCCGCUGGUUUAGGGAAAGCGACCCGCAGCCUCAAGGAGAGGAGACAAGCUUCUGGCUCCGGACGCACGGAUAGGCCCGGGGAACCCGUAGUCUAAAACAGGAAACUGCCCGAACCCGGACGAGCCUCCUCCGAGCGAUAGUCAGGAAGCGCUUCCCGCGGUGGGAAACAAGGGUCCUGCCUUCCGAGAGCCCCUCUAAAGAUGACUCAAGACCAGCCUUUGCUCGCGGUGCAGGAGGCCCUGAGGAAGUGCUUUCCCGUGGUGGAGGAGCAGCAGGGCCUGUGGCAGAGCGCUCUCAGGGACUGCCCGCCCCUCCUGGCCUCCCUCAGCAACCUGGCAGAGCAGCUGCAGGCCGCACAGAACCUGCGAUUUGAGGAUGUGCCGUCACUUCGGGCCUUCCCAGACUUACAGGAGCGGCUGAGGCGCAAGCAGCUGGCGGCUGGUGACACUCUCCUGGACAGGCUAGGGGAGAGGCUAGCCGCCCUCCUCAAGGUGCGUGAUGUAGUCAGCAGCCACGUGGAACACGUGCUUCAGGUCUAUGAGCAGCAUGCAGACAUGAUCAGCCUCGAUGCUGUCCUGCAGGCUUCAGCUGCAAGCCCCUCUGUGGCUGAAAUGUUGGAGUGGUUACAGGAUAUCGAGAGACAUUAUCGAAGUUUGUACCUGAAGAGGAAGUACCUUCUGUCCUCAAUCCAGUGGGGAGACUUGGGAAACAUCCAAGCUUUGCCCAAAGCCUGGGACCGAAUUUCGGAAGACGAACACCCAGACCUUGUACGAGAUAUCCUGUUGAAUGUUUCCUUCUUCCUGGAAGAGUGAAGAAGCCGUGUGUUCAUCGGGAGACUAGGGGGACGCAGUUGAAGACCGACCUUACUGCGCUCUGAUAUUUCUAAAGAAAUGUCAGCAUUGCAACUGGACUUACUGGAAAUGUCAGCGCCUAGAGCCUGAGGAUUGUACUGGAUGUUGGGUCUUCUUCAUGCCAGGUCCUGGGUGAGGGCACAUGGUCACACCUUGCCCUUUCCUAUGGCUCAGGGGAGUGGACAGAGACAGAGAGGAUGCAGGAAAGGCCGUGCAGAAGAACACUGGGGGCAGAAGCAACAGCCACAGAAGUGGUAAGGAAGGAAAGGACAGGGGUAGAGAGUGCCGCUGCCCCCAGCAUCAUCCAAAGCUCUGAGCCUCGUUGACACCAGGUCCUGGUUUCGUGUAUUUGUGUCAGUAUCCAACUCCUUGAUGAAAAAAA
Molecule: messenger RNA, 1314 nt
Organism: Aethalodelphis obliquidens (Pacific white-sided dolphin)
Lineage: Eukaryota; Metazoa; Chordata; Mammalia; Artiodactyla; Delphinidae
Gene: AIRIM
Product: AFG2 interacting ribosome maturation factor
Exons: 5
Coding region: 282-893 (203 amino acids)
Cellular component (GO): cytoplasm; nucleus
Source: RefSeq, a predicted model, not a curated record